This is a messenger RNA of Saccostrea cuccullata (small rock oyster), 2212 nucleotides long. Its product is annotated as deleted in malignant brain tumors 1 protein-like. The annotation marks the transcript as partial. The record is from RefSeq and is a predicted model, not a curated record. The transcript has 12 exons. Gene Ontology annotation, cellular component: membrane. Lineage: Eukaryota; Metazoa; Mollusca; Bivalvia; Ostreida; Ostreidae.
GUCUGCCUGUUAAGCUAGUAAAUGGACGUGAUACUACAGAAGGUCGACUGGAAGUUUUAAUUAACAAUGAAUGGGGGACCGUUUGUGACAAUGAAUGGGACGACAACGAUGCCAAAGUUGUCUGUCGCAAUUUGGGACUCCCCAGUGCAAAUGCUGUAUCUCGAAGAUCUUCAUACUUUGGUCAGGGCGAUGAUAAAAUAUGGUUUGAUAAUUUGGACUGCCUUGGUACAGAAGAUGAAGUAAUGAACUGCAGUCACGAUGGAAUCGGAGUUCACAAUUGUACUCACGACAACGAUGCUGGAGUCAGCUGCUUACAUACCCGCCUGGUGGGAGGACGUGAUAGGACAGAGGGUCGAGUUGAGGUUUACAUCAACGAUGAAUGGGGUACAGUCUGUGAUGAUGACUGGGAUAACAGCGACGCUCAGGUUGUCUGUACUCACCUGGGAUUUCCAAGCUUUACAGGAGUAGCGCUUGGAUCUGCCUCUUUUGGACAAGGUAGUGGGCGUAUCUGGCUGGAUAAUGUUGGAUGUACAGGAUAUGAACACGAUAUACGGAAGUGUCGUCAUAGUAGUAUAGGAACAAGUGACUGUCACCACAGCGAAGAUGCUGGCGUCAGGUGUGUACCCCUGCGCCUGGUUGAUGGGUCUUCAAAGAGAGAGGGUCGAGUUGAGGUAUACAUGAACAACCAGUGGGGGACCGUCUGUGACAACGAUUGGACCAAAAAUGAGGCACAGGUUGUGUGUGAAAACAUUGGAUACGCUGGGUAUAAUGCUGUAGAGCGUCGUUCUGCAUACUUCGGGGAGGGCAGUGGAGAUGUUUUAUUGGACGAGGUGCAAUGUACAGGAAAAGAGAACGACCUGCUAUCGUGUAGUCAUGGAUAUGUGGGCAAAAAUAACUGUACACACAACAAAGACGCAGGAGUCAGCUGCCUUUCCGUUCGGCUGGUUGGAGGAAAAACUCCGAUGGAGGGUCGAGUAGAGGUUUUGAUAAGGAACGAGUGGGGGACUAUCUGUGCCACAAACUGGGAAAAGGAGGAUGCUGCAGUCAUUUGUCGUAUGUUAGGAUAUGACGGAUUCUCGAGUAUAGCUCGUUCUUCUGCGUAUUACGGAAAAGGGAGCGGAAGGAUAUGGCUGGACAAUGUAGGUUGCUCUGGUAAUGAAAUGGACAUCCUAAAAUGCAGAAAUAAUGGUGUUGGAAUUCACAGAUGUCAACAUUCAGAUGACGCAGGAGUGAGCUGUGUCCCCACUCGUCUUGUGGGAGGCGGUGCUGAAUACGAGGGUCGAGUGGAGGUUUAUAUGAACCAGGAAUGGGGUACAAUAUGUGAUGAUGGCUGGGACGAUACUGAUGCUGAUGUGGUCUGUCGUAGUCUGGGAUAUGCAGAGAACAUAGGAAAAGCCACCAAUGCCUCAGGAUUAAAGCGAGGAAGUAAAAAUAUUUGGAUGACCAAAGUUGAAUGUUCCGGAUCAGAAAAUGACGUCAUUUCCUGUCCUCAUGGCAGUGUAGAAUUACGUAACUGCAGUCAUGAAAACGAUGCCGCCGUUAGCUGUUUUCAACGUAUUCGUUUGGUAAAUGGCAAUCAGUUCGGUGAGGGUCGCGUGGAGAUUUUUAUUAAUAAUGAAUGGGGAACAAUCUGUGAUGACAACUGGGACAUAAACGACGCCAAAGUCGUCUGUCGUAGUCUUGGUUUGCCAAGCUCUCGUGCAGAGGCUCGAAUAAAAUCGUAUUUUGGAGCAGGUUUUGGACGCAUUCUGUUGGACGAUGUCAAUUGUACGGGAUUUGAAACGUCUGUAUGGAAUUGUAUUCACCGAGGAGUUGGGGUACACAACUGUGGUGCACAAGAAAUUGCUGGAGUAAGAUGUAGAUAAUAUCCCUCAAUCGUUCCAUUUUAGCUUUUUUUAUAAUAUUAAAUUUCUUCCGAUGCUCUAAUUGUGAAUUGAUCCCAGAUAAAAUUUCGUAAUAAUGUUUGAUAGUGUAAUAUUAUGAAACGAUUUUUCUUUAUUGUAAAAAUGUUUUGCACAUUAGUACUAGUAUAUUUACAUUAAAAUAUCGAUCAACAGAUUUGCAAAUGGGAAAUGUACAUACAAUUCUACUCAUAACUAUUUUAUUCUAGUUAUCUUUCUUAUCGUCUUCUUUCAGUCUGCUCAGUAUAUUCAUAUCCAUGUAUAUAUUGUGCACUUGUAUGCUGCAAAAGCACUUCUUAAAUAUUACUACA